This is a messenger RNA of Asparagus officinalis (garden asparagus), 1191 nucleotides long. RefSeq lists its product as uncharacterized. The record is from RefSeq and is a predicted model, not a curated record. Bases 1 to 1191 code for a protein of 396 amino acids. Lineage: Eukaryota; Viridiplantae; Streptophyta; Magnoliopsida; Asparagales; Asparagaceae. The transcript has 2 exons.
AUGGUUCUAAACGUCGCGACAGAUGAAUACUCCAUCUUCAUGAAGUACAUGAAGGGUCUAAACGAAUGCAUCCGGAAGGAGAUGAAGCUAUUCACGAUUGAGUCUAUUACAGAGGCAAGCGUGAAAGCUAUUGCCAUCGAGGGCAAGCAAAAAAAGAGCAACGAGGCGAAAGAAGAUGCAAAACAGACGGGAUUGGAAACACAUGAUUCCUACUUUGUCCAGAAACGGGAUGCUGCUGGGAAAAUUGGUUUAUCCUCACUACAGAAAGUAACUGCUGCUAUGAGGAUGCUUGCUUAUGGAGUAUCAGCAGAUUCUGUGGAUGAUUACGUGCGGAUUGGAGAAAGCACCGCUAUAGAGAGUCUCGGUAGGUUUGCCAAAACAAUUGUUAAAAUUUUCGGUGAUGAGUAUCUAAGGUCACCAACUGACGAGGACACUGCAAGAUUGCUUGCAAUUGGCAAACAACGGGGAUUUCCUGGGAUGUUAGGAAGCAUUGACUACAUGCAUUGGAGAUGGAAGAAUUGUCCGGUUGCGUAUCAUGGUAUGUAUACUGGUCACAACCACACUCCUACAAUAAUUUUAGAAGCUGUUGCUUCCUAUGAUCUUUGGAUUUGGCAUGCUUAUUUUGGUUUACCGGGAGCUCUUAAUGACAUUAAUGUGUUAGAACGGUCUUCCGUUUUUUCUCAACUUGCUGAAGGGCAUGGUCCGACUGUUAAUUAUACAGUCAAUGGUCAUGAAUACACGAUGGGAUACUACCUUGCUGAUGGUAUAUAUCCGUCAUGGGCAACAUUUGUUAAAACAAUUUCUUUACCACAAGGAAAUAAAAGAAAACAUUUUGCUACACUUCAAGAGUCGGAAAGAAAGGAUGUAGAGCGAGCAUUUGGGGUACUCCAAUCACGCUUUGCAAUUGUGCGUGGACCAGCUCGCUCUUGGGAUGAGAAAAUAUUGAAAAAUAUUAUGCAAGCAUGCAUAAUAAUGCAUAACAUGAUUGUUGAAGAUGAAAGAAAUGAUGAUUAUAUCGACUUCACGUACGAUGCUGCUGAGGAAGCCCCAACUAUAUCAGUGUCUCACGAACGUACAAUAGAUUUGUGUGAAUUUAUUCAGAAUCAUCAUCGCAUUAGAGACAGACAAACUCAUUCUCAAUUGCAAUUGGAUCUUGUCGAACAUUUAUGGGAACGAAAUGGUGGGCUUUAG